GAUCGAUGGAUGAGAUCGGGAGGAGGAACGGAAGAACAAAGAAAAGGGAGAUCAUGGGAUGGAGAGACACGGGUCAUCGCUAUGACACCACUCCUCGUGUUCGUCAUCCUUCGUUCGUUCGUUCUUUCUUUUAUUCAUUUUUGAUUUUUCUCUCAUUUAUUUAUUUCUUUGAUUUUCUCCCUCGGGUAGUUCCCACCAAUGCCAUAUAUCUCUCUCUGUCUCCCUCUCCGUCCGGCCUGGCCGGUGAGGACUGAAGAAUUAUCUCUCGAUUUCGCGACACGAACGGGAUGUGUGUGUGAGAGAGAGAGAGAAUCGAUCGUACUAGAAUUGAACGAACGAACAAGAGAAAGAGGAGAGGUCGCGUGUGUGUGUGUGUGUAUGGCCCGCAUGUGGCGGUGCCAUGUAUGUUUGCCUAUGUGCAUGUGCAUGUGGCUGAGGAGCAGAGCAGUGGCAGUGGCAGUCCAUCACUCUCAUCUCAUCUCAUCUCAUCUCGUCUCUCACACUCAAUAUCGCGGAAGACCCGCAUCGGGUUCUACAGUAGGUAUGCAGGUGGAGUGUAAUAAUAACCAGGACAUGCGAAGCACACACACACCAUCGAACCUAUAUGCGGCUCUCAACCCUCCACGUGCACCAUCACCUGGGUAUCAUCGUCCCUCUCGUCGAUCCGUGCAUUGAUGCCUCCUCUUCUGCGGGAUCGCUUCGCAUCGCAUCGCAUUGCAUUGGCACA
Messenger RNA from Dissoconium aciculare CBS 342.82, 727 nucleotides. RefSeq lists its product as uncharacterized. The transcript has a single exon. The record is from RefSeq and is a predicted model, not a curated record. NCBI's taxonomy places the organism in Eukaryota, Fungi, Ascomycota, Dothideomycetes, Mycosphaerellales, Dissoconiaceae. The coding region runs from base 199 to 675 and encodes 158 amino acids.